Aspergillus pseudoviridinutans is the source of this 579-nucleotide messenger RNA. RefSeq names its product gamma-glutamylcyclotransferase family protein. Bases 1 to 579 code for a protein of 192 amino acids. The record is from RefSeq and is a predicted model, not a curated record. Lineage: Eukaryota; Fungi; Ascomycota; Eurotiomycetes; Eurotiales; Aspergillaceae. The transcript is spliced from 2 exons.
AUGGGAGACCACGUCCUAUUUUUCUACGGAACCCUGAUGGCCCCGCAAAUACUCCACAGAGUCAUCCACGGCCGCCCGGACCCAGAACCCUGGCAAAAGGCCAUGCUCUCGUUCAAGCCCGCCAUCCUCCACGGCUACCGCCGGCACCGCGUCCGCGGAGCCGAUUACCCUGGCAUCGUGCCCUGCCCGAGUAAUGAUAAAGGUUCAACAGAAGAAUCCGGCAGCGCCUCCGUACUGGGGACUGUCGUCUCGGGGCUGACGGACGGGGACGUGCACCGGUUGGAUGUCUUCGAGGGGUCGGAGUAUGUUAAAGAGAGGGUGAGGGUGCGGGUGCUGGCGGAGUCGUUGAGUGUGGGAGGGCGGCAGGAGGCGAGCAUUGCGAAGAACCCGGACCGGCACUUGAAGGAUGUGCUUGAUGCGGCCGGAGCGGAGUUUGCGGAUGAGAGGGAGGAGGUGGAGGCUUUGACGUAUGUUUAUGUGGCUGGGCAGGAUCGACUGGAGGAUGCGGAGUGGGACUUCGAGGCCUUCAAGAGGGAUAAGAUGGCGUGGUGGGUUGAUGCGGAUGAAAGCGAGUGGUGA